GGAUUAGUAGUCUGUUCAUAAGCCAGUGGAGUGCAAUAUAUUGAUCCCAUAAUAAUUAAUAUUUGCAGAGCGAGAAGAACUUAGCCGGUAGAGAGAGGUGUUUACAAUUACUACUGAGAAAGAAGAUUGUAGCAAAAUGCUGAGAAGAGUUGUUCAAAAAUCUCUUCGGACAUUUCAUCGUCCCAUCACAGCCGCAUCAUGCCAUUACUCUUCUUCUACAAUCUCCAUCGACCGUUCUUCCCUUCACAACCCACCUGAACAUUCUCACCAACCCAUUUCUGAUUCUGAACUCGUCAAACACCUCAAAGGGAUUAUCAAGUUUCGUGGAGGUCCUAUUUCAUUAGGUGAGUAUAUGUCUGAAGUUUUGACAAAUCCUAAAGCUGGGUAUUACAUCAAUCGAGAUGUUUUUGGAGCUCAAGGUGAUUUUAUCACCUCUCCUGAAGUCAGCCAGAUGUUUGGCGAGAUGGUUGGUGUAUGGGUGAUGUGUUUGUGGGAGCAAAUGGGCCGACCCGAAAGAGUAAAUUUAGUUGAGCUUGGUCCAGGACGAGGAACGCUUAUGGCUGAUCUUCUUCGUGGUGCUUCGAAAUUUAAGAAUUUCACUGAGUCCUUACAUGUACACUUGGUGGAGUGUAGUCCUGCACUAAAAACUCUUCAGCACAAGAAUUUGAAAUGCGUUGAUGAAGAGAAUGCAGAUGGAGAUACUGAUAAAAGGACUGUAAGCUCUUUUGUUGGCACUCCCGUGUCAUGGCAUGCUACACUUGAGCAGGUUCCUUCAGGAUCGCCAACAAUUAUCAUUGCACACGAGUUCUUUGAUGCCCUACCAGUCCAUCAAUUUCAGAAAGGAUCCCGUGGUUGGUGUGAGAAAAUGGUUGAUGUGGCAGAAGAUUCAUCAUUACAUUUUGUUCUAUCUCCACAUCCUACACCUGCAACUUUGUAUCUAUUGAAGAGAGCCAAGUGGGCUGGAGUUGAGGAGAUCGCAAAGUUCAAUCAAAUAGAAAUUUGCCCCAAAGCUAUGGAUUUGACUCAGACCAUUGUAGAAAGGAUAAGUUCUGAUGGUGGUGGAGCUCUAAUCAUCGACUAUGGCUCGGAUGGAGUAGUCUCAGAUAGUCUCCAGGCAAUACGGAAACACAAGUUUGUCGAUCUUCUAGAUGACCCCGGAUCUGCAGAUCUAAGUGCAUACGUUGAUUUUGCUUCUAUUAGACAUUCUGCAGAGGAGGCGUCAGGUGAAGUGUCUGUCCACGGGCCAAUGACUCAAUCUCAGUUUCUCGGUGCCCUCGGAAUAAACUUUCGUGCUGAAUCCCUCCUUCAAAACUGCACAGAAGAGCAGGCUGAGUCUCUGAGAACAGGAUACUGGCGUCUUGUAGGCGAUGGUGAAGCCCCAUUUUGGGAAGGAGCUGAUGAUAGCGCUCCAAUUGGUAUGGGUACUCGCUAUAAGGCAAUGGCUAUAGUGAACAAGAACCAAGGUGUUCCAGUUCCCUUUCAGUAAUAGCUUAAUCAAAUUAAAAUGAUCAAGUGUUAUAUGACAUACUAGAGUUGAUUUUAGUGUAUUUAACAUUAUACGACACUUUUCUCUUUUUAUUUAAUUAUUUUUUGAAAUUUUUCUUCAGUAGCUCCUUGGUAUGCUCUGCAUUGUAAGAGUUGCAUUGCAAAAGAUAACGUUAAUAAUUUUAGUAUUGCAUUGUAUGACUGGAUUUAAGGAAGCAGUAAACAUACGUCCCUUUGCCCUA
This is a messenger RNA of Medicago truncatula (barrel medic), 1727 nucleotides long. RefSeq names its product protein arginine methyltransferase NDUFAF7 homolog, mitochondrial. Bases 137 to 1486 code for a protein of 449 amino acids. Gene Ontology annotation, molecular function: protein-arginine omega-N symmetric methyltransferase activity. The transcript is spliced from 10 exons. The record is from RefSeq and is a predicted model, not a curated record. Gene Ontology annotation, cellular component: mitochondrion. Lineage: Eukaryota; Viridiplantae; Streptophyta; Magnoliopsida; Fabales; Fabaceae. Gene Ontology annotation, biological process: mitochondrial respiratory chain complex I assembly.